Messenger RNA from Zootoca vivipara (common lizard), 1889 nucleotides. RefSeq names its product neutrophil cytosolic factor 2 (gene NCF2). Gene Ontology annotation, biological process: respiratory burst; phagocytosis; superoxide anion generation. NCBI's taxonomy places the organism in Eukaryota, Metazoa, Chordata, Lepidosauria, Squamata, Lacertidae. Gene Ontology annotation, molecular function: protein binding; superoxide-generating NADPH oxidase activator activity. Gene Ontology annotation, cellular component: NADPH oxidase complex. The record is from RefSeq and is a predicted model, not a curated record.
UGCUUUGCCUCAGAAAGCCAGUUGGUAUUACAUCACUUCAGGCCCAUUUCAGCUAUUAGUUGAGUGCAGAGACUUCCUGAUCUGUUUACGACACUCACCGAAGGUCUUUGCCGAGGGAGAGCUGCAGAGCAGGCUGCGCACAUUGGCAGAAAGUCCAGGACGCAAGGGGAGCAGAGGGGCAUCGGGAACAUCGCCUGCCCUCCCCCCCCCCCGAUCCCUUCAAGGCGCACCUUGGCCAUGUCCCUUGUGGAGACCAUCCGCCUCUGGAGCGAGGGUGUCUCUGCGGCAGAUCGCAAAGACUGGCCAGGAGCCCUGGCUGCCUUCACUGCCGUUCAGAAGCCUUCUUCCAAAAUCUGCUUUAACAUCGGCUGCAUCCACCUGAUCAUGGGGAAUUUGGAGGAAGCCCAGCAGGCUCUUACCAGAAGCAUUAACAACGACAAACACUUAGCAGUGGCCUACUUCCACCGAGGAUCUGUGGCUUACCAGAUGGAAAUGUAUGAGUCAGCCAUUAAUGACUUGAAAGAGGCAUUUGCUCAGCUGCGAGGGAACAACCUCAUAGACUACAAGAUCCUAGGCCUGCAGUUUAGGUUGUUUGCCUGUGAGGUGUUAUACAACAUAGCCCUUGCGCAUUCCAAGCUAGAGGACUGGAAGAAGGCGGAGGAGCACCUGGCAAGGGCAAUGAAACUGAAGAGCGAAACCCGUCACAACAAAAUCGACAGGGCCAUGGAAUCCCUCCUGAAGCAAAGAUUCUUUCAGCCCUUUGUGAUUCCUGAAGGGAAAUUGUUUCGGCCAAAUGAGAAGCAAGUGGCACAGCUGGAGAAGAAAGAUUACUUAGGGAAAUCUAUGGUUGUGGCUUCUGUGGUUGACAAUGAUGAGUUUUCAGGCUUUGCGCCUCUUCAGCCUCAGACAUCAGAACCACCUCCCAGACUAAAAUCACCAGAAGGCCUCAGGGCCCUGCAAGGAGAACCUCACAGAGUCCUGUACGAAUUCAUACCAGAAACAGCAGCGGAACUUGGAGUCCUUCCUGGAAACAUUGUUUUUGUCUUGAAGAAGGCGAAAGACAACUGGGCUACUGUUGUCUUUAAUGGGAAGCAAGGGAUCAUACCCUGCAACUUCCUAGAGCCAAUGGAAAGGAAAUUCUCUUCAGGCCAGCAAGGAAUUGGUGCAGAUGUUGACAUCCCUCCUCCACCCAGCUUUGCUGCCCCAGAUUGCCCUGAGAAGUGUCCCUCAGAUGAGAAAGGAGCACCACAGUUCGUUGGCCUGGACACCCCCUACAUUGUCAAAGUGCAUUACAAAUACACCAUAGCCCUGCAAGGGAGCCCUGAGAUGUCUUACUGCAACCUUUUGGAGAAAGUGUGCCUGAAGCUGGGACUCUCCCCCCAGCACACGAAACUGAGCUAUCAACCUACAGACAGCAAGGAACUGGUGCUGCUCAGUGAAGAUAGCAGGAUGGAGACCAUGUGGAGUCAUGCCAAGGACAAUUGCUUGACAUUAUGGUGCAGCAGUGAGCAGGCAGGAAAGGACGAUCUAAAUAUGGAAGAUGGAAAGGAGGCUGAGCAGAAGAUAACAAAACAGACAGAUGCCAAACAGGUUGUAGCACGGUAUACUUAUGAAGCCAGCCAGCCAGAGGACUUGGAAUUCCAACAGGGGGAGACAAUACUGGUUCUGGCUAAAGUGAAUGAUGAGUGGCUGGAAGGGGAGUGCAAUGGAAAAGUUGGCAUUUUCCCCAAAGCCUUUGUUGAAGAAGACAGCAGCCAAGACCCCAAAUCUCUUUCUACAGUGUAACAAGCUCAAAACCCCACAAAGAACCAAGAGGACCCCAAUGCGUUUUCCUCUGAAGGCAGGAAUGUCAUAAGACAUUUAAUCCAUGUUCGCUGAAUCUUCUAGGG